UCAUACCUGUCCUGUCAGCCGUAUUACCAUUAGUGACUCGACCAGUCCAUGCAAACAUGGAGAACACAACAAUAGGUCCGAGUUUAAAGCGCACGCGGAACAAUGUCAAGCAGUCAAAGUUUGGCUGCCUAACCUGCAAGAAACGUAGAGUUAAAUGCGAUGAGACAAAGCCAUCGUGCCGACGUUGCUUAUUCUCCAAAGUCUCAUGUCUUGGCUAUCCAAUUGGCGCACCUCCAGGCCCUUCUUUGAAAGCUGCAGAAGCAGCGCUUUUAUCUACCCGCAGUCCCCUGCGCAGCCCGACCUCUUCUCUAGAUCGCUAUGUCUAUCUUACCUGCACAGUCCUCAGCCAAGGACCACGUCGUGCCAAGAGUCAAUCUGAAAUUUCAUUCUGGAGUUAUGCUGUUCCUCAGAUGAUUCACUCAAUCCCAGCGGUGCAAGCUGCUGCUGCUGCAUUCGGCGCUUCGUACGACGAGCAUAUGCUUAGCUCUCGGGAGGGACUGGCAACGACACGACAUUAUCAUCAGGCGCUGAGGCUAGUCCAAAAUGAAGUUUCGGACCUUCGGAACGGUGCUUUGCCCUGUGUGGUCGCAUGCCUGCUUAUGGCUUUCACUGAGACUCUGCAGCAGCGCAGUGACAGGGGAUACAUGCACCUCCAAGGCGCUUUGGCAGUAAUGGCCGCACGCGGGAACAGUAGCCCGAAGUCUCCGAUUGAUGGCGAUGGGUUGUCAACUUUAUUUGAGAAGCUCAAUCUACAUUCGGUGACAUACGCUACCAGUCUUGACAUCCCAGUAACUGAUCGAGCAUUGUACUCCAUACUACACGCCAGCUAUCGUUUCAUCUCAUCAGCAUUUCCUUACAAAUACGCGCACCCUGGUCAAAUACCCUCCAACCUGUUAAUUGAGCAGGGGAGAUGUCGCGGGAACCUGCAAUAUUGGUUAUCAUCCAACCAACUCAAUCCACAACAAAGGAUCUCUGAUCCCCAGAACGAACAACUACUUGUGCUUCGGAUGCAGUGCUAUACCGCAUUGAUAUACGUCUCCAAUGCUCUUCAACCGUUCGAAACAGCAUAUGAUAACUACGCUCUCGAGUUUCAAGAGAUUAUCGCAUCGGCCAAAGCAGUUCUCGAUAUCCGAUCUGGCGGCAAGUCAUCAGAUUCCUUGCCGCUGUUCACACCAGAGAUGGGCAUCAUUCAACCUCUCUUCUUCGCGACGCUAAAGUACAGAAACUCCUUCUGGCGCGAACAAGCUCUCAACCUUCUCCGAAAGAGCGGCCGGGAAGGUCCAUGGUGCGGCGCUAUCGAGGCUCAGAUCUUGGACGUUGUCAUCGCAGCUGAAGAGAACACAUUGGACAAGCUCUCCUCUAACUUCGACGAGCCGCAGCCAAGCCAGCAUGAAACCUCUUUACCUACUCUCUUUACUCUUUUCGCGGGUCUUCAGCAAGUCGUUGACGCUACGCCACGAUAUUGUCCACCUUAUGGUCCUGUUCUUCCUGCGCCGAGACAGGCCAGUCAACAUCCUGCCGUCCAAUAUGCCGUUGAUACCAUUACCACUGUUCUAAAAGGACAGACUGGAGGGUUCAAUCUCUCUGGUGUCUCUGUUGGAGUCAAGUCCAUUUAUGAGGAUGAACCUUUGCUUGACUUUCACUACACGCCUUCGACCAUGAAUCCGAAGGAAGGUGUGAAGAAGAUCAAUUCUAGUACUGUCUAUCGUCUUGGAAGCAUUUCCAAGGUAUUCGCAGUACUGGCGGCUCUGCGUCUGGCAGAGGAUGGGGUGUUGAGCAUGAAUGAUCCUGUGACUCGCUGGAUUCCUGAGCUUGCUCACCGCGGGGGUUCUCACUCCGGUGACGAGCUUGACGUUACUCGCUGGACUGACAUCACUGUCGGUGACGCUGCGGCGCAUCUCUCUGGCCUUGGCGGAGAUAUGACGACUGAUAUCUCUGCUUUCCCUUUUGACUGGGAAGCUCUUGGCCUCCCGAAGCUAUCGAAGAAUACCAAGAUACCAUCUUGCAAAGGUCUCCCUGGAGCUCCAGUCUGCACCCGAAGGGACUUCCUCAAUAUCUUCAAGUCCUACCGUCCUCCUGUAUACCAACCUAGCGAAUCACCAGUCUACUCCAAUGCUGGAAUCAGUCUGGUCGGCCUUGUCGUCGAGGCAGCAUCAAAGAAGACCUUCGACGCCGCCAUCAAGGAUUUGGUCUUGAAACCCCUGGGUCUCAAACAAACAUACUCUGGCAUUGUCCCGGAGAACUCGGAAAACAUGUUCAUUCCUGCCGGAAGCGCUGACUGGGAUGCUGAUAUCGGAAUCUUUGCCCCUGCCGGCGCGAUGGGCGCUAGCACCGCUGAUAUGCUUUCUUUCAUGACCAACAUCCUCAGGAACAAGGCUUUAUCACCAUCUGGUACACGUCGAUGGCUGAAGCCAAACACUUUCACGUCAACAUGGAGUGCAUCAGUUGGAUCGCCCUGGGAGAUUUACCGCGUCGAUAACUUGACUUCCGACGGUCGCAUCAUUGAUGUAUACACCAAGGGCGGAACCCUGAGCGGAUAUCAAUCCGGUAUGGCCAUGAUUCCUGACACUGGCCUUGUCGUGUCUGUCCUUGGUGCAGGACCAGAAGUCUCGAGUGUUUGGGCACAGCUCGCAACUCUUAACAUCGUGGAGGCACUCAUUCCCGCUUUGGACAUGGCAGCUCGGGAUGAAGCCAAGGCUCGUUUUGCUGGACAAUAUGUUGACAAGAAGACGGGGUCUGCGCUUAUGCUCUCUCUGGAUAAUGGGCCUGGUCUGGUCUUGAGUAACUGGACUGCCCGCGACUUUGACGUUCUCCCAAACUUGAACCGCUUCCAGCCUGGACGAUACAACGAUACAGCCGAUUCCGGUAUCAAGAGUGUUCGACUAUACCCGACUGGUAUUGAGAACAAAUCUCGCGCCGCAUGGCGAGCCGUGUUCCCGACACUCAGCGACACUGAAGCUGACAUGAUUAAAGGUCUGACUAAGGUCAAGGAUGUGACGUGCAUUACUUGGCACAUGCUCGAUCGUUUCAUUUACAAUGGUCUGUCUAUGGAUCACUUUGAGUUUCAGUAUGGAAAGGACGGAAAAGCAGUUAGUAUUAAGUCCAAGGCGUUUGACAUUGAGAUGAAGAGGGUGGAGAAGAAAGCUUGAGGCAAGAGCAUAGUCAGAGAGGGCGUCGCGUCAUUCGGUCUAUCCUAAUUUGUUCAUCAUAUUUUGCUUUCAGACGUUAUGUCUCUCAUUUCAAGCUCAGUAGGAGGCAGAGACCUCGUCGCACUCCCCGGAUCUUCCGGCCCUGUCAUGCAGUGUCACAGCGAGUCCAGUGGGGCGGAGCUGCACAUGUAAGCCCCAAGGUGAAGAUACGUCUGGCUUACGCCAACUAUACGCUGGAAUACGCCAGCUUAAGAGUACGGCUCAAUAACUAUUUCAAAUUCUAUUAACCUUCCCUAGAGAUGGAGAUGACGUAGCUUGGGGCUUAUAAUGAUGUUGAACACC
Molecule: messenger RNA, 3491 nt
Organism: Fusarium oxysporum Fo47
Lineage: Eukaryota; Fungi; Ascomycota; Sordariomycetes; Hypocreales; Nectriaceae
Product: beta-lactamase/transpeptidase-like protein
Exons: 8
Coding region: 57-3149 (1030 amino acids)
Biological process (GO): regulation of DNA-templated transcription
Molecular function (GO): zinc ion binding; DNA-binding transcription factor activity, RNA polymerase II-specific
Source: RefSeq, a predicted model, not a curated record